AUGGCAGGUGCUGCAGGGAACCGGUCUGAUGAGGAGCCCAGCAAUCCAGAUGAGGAGGGUAUCGCACAUAACAGCCGCCCCCCACCCCCUCCCCAAGCGGAGAUACUCUCCGUGGUCAGCCAAGAUGUCCCGGACCAGUGCCCCAUGAUCUUCCGCAAUCCUGCCGGUGCCUGCCUGCAGCUGGUCUUUGGUGUUGACGUGAAGGAAGUGGACCCCGGCGAGCACUCCUACGUCCUGGUCACCAUCCUCGGCCUGACCUGUGAUUGGGUGCUACUUGGCAAGCAGGCCAUGCCCACUACCAGCCUCCUGGUGGUGGUCUUGGGAGUGAUCCUCCUGGAGGGCGAAUGUGCCCCUGAGGAAGAGGUGUGGAAAGUGCUGGGGGUCCUGGGGGGGUGUGCCGGCAGGGAGCACUUAUUCUAUGGGGAGCCCAGGGAGCUGCUCACCGAUGUCUGGGUGCAGGAUGGGUACCUGGUUUACCGGCAGGUGCCUGGCAGCGAGCCCGCACGCUACGAGUUCCUGUGGGGUCCCAGGGCCCACGCGGAGACCAGCAGCGUGCACGUGCUGCAGCACAUCCUCAUGGUCAGUCGCAGGCGGCUCGGGGCCUCCCUGUCCCCGUGUCACGAGGCUGCCAGCAAUGAGGAAGAGCGGGCGUGAGCCAGAGGGCAGCCAGGCCCUUUCUGCCCAGGGUCCAGCAGCCUCCCCUGAGGGGCAGGAAGCCAGGCCGCUUCUUCCCUGUGCCUGGGAGCAAGGAGGGCACAGGGCGCUGUGAGUAGGGGAGGGCCAGGGCUGCUUGGGGAAAGUGGGGCCCACAGCACGUUUGGGUGGCUCCCUGUUUGUUCUCUGUCUAUGUGACCUCGGAAAUCCAUGUUUGUUUCCUUGAGGAAGCUUUCCCAUGUUGUUCCUUGUGUUAGAAGGUUUCUGGAGCUUCAGUGGCUCAGUGUGUGAGUGGCAUCCAAGCCACAGCUCUUUGUGCUUCUCCAGUUCAAGAGUCAGAGUUUUGCCGUUUGGUGCA
Hyaena hyaena (striped hyena) is the source of this 1012-nucleotide messenger RNA. RefSeq names its product melanoma-associated antigen 11-like. Gene Ontology annotation, biological process: negative regulation of transcription by RNA polymerase II. Gene Ontology annotation, cellular component: nucleus. The record is from RefSeq and is a predicted model, not a curated record. NCBI's taxonomy places the organism in Eukaryota, Metazoa, Chordata, Mammalia, Carnivora, Hyaenidae.